CUGAGGUCCUGUCGGAGGGUGUCUGGGGUGAUGGGCCAAGGCCCUGGGGUAGAGUGAGCUUUUAGGUGGCCUCAGCCACUGUCUCCUAGGCGACCUUGGGCAGAAUUCAUUGAAAGUGGUUUAUAGUAACUUGGGGCUGGGAGGAAGGAGUUUACCCUGUCUUGUCCUUCUCAUCACCCAAGCCCUUCCUUCCUCCCUCUCAUCCCCAGGAAGGAUACCCACAUGGUUCCCUCUCUAAGGCUGGCCACGCCACGCCCUGCAUGGUGGGCAGAGGGAGCUGCCUCUGCUUCGUGAUAAGGAGCUGUAUCUGCCUGCCGAUGAUCACUGCACUUUCAGUGUUCUCCCCACCCCCUCCUUCCUCCACCUCCUCCUGAGCUGUGCUCCAUCAAUCAUUCCCUCUCUUGAGUCUCCAAUCUUUCCUCCUCUCUUGGUUCCUUCCAUUCAGGCUGCAAACACAAAGUCUCUCCCAUCUUAAACAAAUUUCCUUUCGUCCCUGCUUCUCCAUCGAGUGACGGUUCCAAGUCUCAUUAGCAAAAGCUGGGGCUGAGCGCUUACCACCUGCCAGGCCCUGGGCUUGGUGCUUUCUGUGCCCAUCUCAUUUAACCCUGGUGAUGACCCUAUUGGGUAGGCACCAUGGAUAUGAUGAGGUAGCUGAAACUUGAAGAGACCAGCGUCCUUGCCCAAGGUCACAGGGUGGCAGACCCAACAUUCCAACCCAGGACUAUCUCCUCCCUAGCCAGUGUGCUCUCACCAGUACUCUGUAUCUCCUUCUGUCUCUAGCAAACUCUGAAGGAAGCAUAUAUUGAGAAAGUGAGAGAAAUCCAAAUAAAGCUAGAUGAAGCAAAGAAAGGAUAAAUUUACAUGACUAGGAUGUGUGGGACUGGAGCUGGCCUCUGAAGCUCUAGGACCUUGAUGACACCCAUGGUGUCUCUCGGCAAGCACUCUCCCCAUGUCCCUACUCUUCCUCUCUGUGUGCUGGCCUCAUUUUGUCCUGAGACAGGCUUCCUCCCCGCAGUUGGUGGGGGACAGGCCUUGUGGGGAGGUGGCCACAGACGACUCUGCAAUGACUUCAUCCUCAAAUGGGUUUAGCAACCCAAGAGCUUUGCAGAACUGCUCUGUCUGAAUGAAUCUAUACAGAAUUGCAGGGAAGGCCUCUGAUAGGCCUGGCUUUGGAUAGGUGCCCACGGAGGAAGGAGGAGAGGGCGGUGAACUCCCUCCUCCCAGCCCCAGGUUAUGAUAAAACACUUCCAACUAAUUCUGCCCAAGGUCGCCUCGGAGGGGGUUGGUUGAUGUGACUGGCAGCCCUUCCAGAGCCAUAUGGUGGUGGGCAGUUCUCUAAAGAAGUGACUGCCAAUGUGAGAACCAAAGGGGAAGGGCUAUUGGGCCCACGGAACCACAGGUGGCAGUCACAAGUACCUGAGGCGGCAUGGUGGGGAGGGGCAGGCAGAUAGAGUGAAGCCAGAUUCUGAAGGGUGCUGGUUUCUGUACUGAGGAGUCUGCACUUUCUUCAGUAGGAAAUUCACACAUUCUCUCCCUCAUUCAUUCAUUCACUCCCUCAGCAGGCGUUUCUCAGCGUCUGCGCUGAGCCCAGCACUGUUCUGGGCACUGGGGCUCCAGAGGCGCCUUCCUCGUGCCCUACUUCCUCAUGCUGGCCAUCUGUGGCAUCCCCCUCUUCUUCCUGGAGCUCUCCCUGGGCCAGUUCUCCAGCCUAGGGCCCCUGGCUGUCUGGAAAAUCAGCCCCCUCUUCAAAGGCGCCGGCGCAGCCAUGCUGCUCAUCGUGGGCUUGGUGGCCAUCUACUACAACAUGAUCAUCGCCUACGUGCUCUUCUACCUCUUCGCCUCCCUCACCAGCGACCUACCCUGGGAGCACUGUGGCAACUGGUGGAACACAGAACUCUGCCUGGAGCACAGAGUCUCCAAGGACGGCAACGGGGCCCUGCCCCUCAACCUCACCUGCACCGUCAGCCCCAGCGAGGAGUACUGGAGCCGCUACGUCCUCCACAUCCAAGGCAGCCAGGGCAUCGGCAGCCCUGGGGAGAUCCGCUGGAACCUCUGCCUCUGCCUGCUGCUGGCCUGGGUCAUCGUGUUCCUCUGUAUCCUCAAGGGUGUGAAGUCUUCGGGCAAGGUGGUGUAUUUCACGGCCACGUUCCCCUACCUCAUCCUGCUCAUGCUGCUGGUCCGUGGAGUCACCCUCCCAGGGGCCUGGAAGGGCAUCCAGUUCUAUCUCACCCCCCAGUUCCACCACCUGUUGUCUUCCAAGGUGUGGAUUGAAGCUGCUCUUCAGAUCUUCUAUUCCCUGGGUGUGGGCUUCGGGGGGCUCCUCACCUUUGCCUCCUACAACACGUUUCACCAGAACAUCUAUAGAGACACUUUCAUCGUCACUCUGGGCAACGCCAUCACCAGCAUCCUGGCUGGCUUUGCCAUCUUCUCCGUGCUGGGCUACAUGUCUCAGGAGCUGGGCGUGCCUGUGGACCAAGUAGCCAAAGCAGGCCCUGGCCUGGCCUUUGUCGUCUACCCACAGGCCAUGACCAUGCUGCCUCUGUCACCCUUCUGGUCCUUCCUCUUCUUCUUCAUGCUUCUGACUCUCGGCCUAGACAGCCAGUUUGCUUUUCUGGAAACCAUUGUGACAGCUGUGACAGAUGAGUUCCCAUACUACCUGCGGCCCAAGAAGGCAGUGUUCUCAGGGCUCAUCUGCGUGGCCAUGUACCUGAUGGGGCUGAUCCUCACCACUGAUGGGGGCAUGUACUGGCUGGUCCUUCUGGAUGACUACAGCGCCAGCUUCGGGCUGAUGGUGGUGGUUAUCACCACGUGCCUUGCCGUGACACGGGUGUAUGGCAUUCAGAGAUUCUGCCGAGACAUCCACAUGAUGCUGGGCUUCAAGCCGGGCCUCUACUUCAGGGCCUGCUGGCUGUUCCUGUCCCCAGCCACGCUCUUGGCCCUGCUGGUGUAUAGCAUCGUCAAGUACCAGCCCUCGGAGUAUGGCAGUUACCGCUUCCCGCCCUGGGCUGAGCUGCUGGGCAUCCUGAUGGGCCUGCUGUCCUGCCUCAUGAUCCCAGCUGGCAUGCUGGUGGCUGUGCUUCGAGAAGAGGGCUCACUCUGGGAGCGGCUUCAACAGGCCAGCCGGCCGGCCAUGGACUGGGGACCAUCGCUGGAGGAGAACCGGACGGGCAUGUAUGUGGCCACGCUGGCUGGGAGCCAGUCACCAAAGCCACUGAUGGUGCACAUGCGCAAGUACGGGGGCAUCACCAGCUUCGAGAACACGGCCAUCGAGGUGGACCGUGAGAUUGCAGAGGAGGAGGAGUCGAUGAUGUGAGGCAGGAGGCAGGUGGGCAGAAGGCCCUGCCCGGGACCUCACAGUCCCUUCUUAGAAGCCUGCAAAGGUCGGCUGUGCCCUCUGGGAUUCUGAGAGGCUAUGGAGGGCCUGCCAUAGGGAUGCCAGUCCCCCAAUGGGGGUCCCUCCUGCAGCCUCUGCCUCUCCUGAAACCUCUGACAACCCCCUACACACACACACAGGCAUACUCAGACCCACUCAAAGCUGAGAAUGAUCCAACUCAGCCCUACUUUGCGGAUGGACAUAUUAAGGCCAGGAGGGGAGGGACUUGCCCCAGGUCGCAUGGCAGAGGGGACUUGAACCCACGCCUCCUGACCAGCCAGCUCCCUUUCCCAUGGGGCAGCCGGCACCACCUUCUCAUCUCUCUUCAGGGCCUACACCCCUCCCUUUUUUGGGGGAUCCUGUCCCCACACACCUCAGCACAACCAGAAUCUUGAGUUGGGCAGGGAGGGUCAGGGCUACAGAGGCUCUUGAGGCUCCGAGGCCCCGGGGAUCAAAGGUCAAUGAGUUAGGUGGGGAGAAAGAUCCCUGGGGGCUCCUGUAUGCAGGAGUCCUGAAGGAGGUGGGAGCUGAGGGCCCUGGAGGAUGGGGAAGGUUUGCAGAGAGAGGAAGAAGAGGGCAGGGUGGGGAGGAGCUCUGGGCCAGAGGAUGCUGAGCUGCCUGGACAGAGACCAAGAGGGUUGGAGACACUAGUUUUACCAGGUUACAGGAGGGUUCAAGACAGAAGGAAAACUAACAGAGGGGGAGCCAGGGAUGAUGGGGUGGGCAGGGGAUUUGCAUGAUGAAGAAUAUCAUUCCAGAUCUGUGCAGAGCGGAUCGGAGGGGACAGGGUGGAGCGGGGAGGCCUGUGCAAAGUGGGAAAGAGCUGCCGGUGGCCUGAGCCAGGGUGCUGGGGCUGCGGGUGGGGAAAGGAGGCCCCAGCACUUCAGACAAAGGCCACCCCUUCACCCACUGGACCCCAAGCCACAAAAGCUGGGGAGGUAGGAAGGGUCACUGUGAGGGCCCAGGGCCCCUCUCUUCCCAUCUCCCUUGUCCUGGUGGCCUUCAGUGUCUCUUCCAGUUCCAGGAGCUGCUGGGAAGCUGGCCUUCAUUGUUGGUGACAGGGCAACCAUGGGACUAGGAGGUGGCCCAUACACAUGGCUGGCUGGUCCUGAGGCCACCCACCUUGUUCCAGGACAUGGGCCCGGGCCCGGUGUGGGGGUAGACGCAGAGGGCAGAGGGUAGCCCUUGGUACUGUGGGUCCCUCAAAGAGGAGAGUGGGGUGCAGAAAUGCCUCAGCAUAGCUCAUGCACACAGCAUUCUCCCGUGGGGCAGGGUUCCCUCAUGCAACAGGCCUCCCUGUGGCCAGCCUCUAUGCCUGUCUCUCACUGUGUCCCCCCAACCCCUUGUGUUCUGUUGGUUCAUUGUUAAUAAAUAUCAAAUGAGGUCAUGCUCCUUA
Molecule: messenger RNA, 4769 nt
Organism: Pan troglodytes (chimpanzee)
Lineage: Eukaryota; Metazoa; Chordata; Mammalia; Primates; Hominidae
Gene: SLC6A7
Product: solute carrier family 6 member 7
Exons: 13
Coding region: 1646-3313 (555 amino acids)
Biological process (GO): nitrogen compound transport; amino acid import across plasma membrane; sodium ion transmembrane transport
Cellular component (GO): plasma membrane
Molecular function (GO): amino acid:sodium symporter activity
Source: RefSeq, a predicted model, not a curated record